Molecule: messenger RNA, 3478 nt
Organism: Ictalurus furcatus (blue catfish)
Lineage: Eukaryota; Metazoa; Chordata; Actinopteri; Siluriformes; Ictaluridae
Gene: cln3
Product: CLN3 lysosomal/endosomal transmembrane protein, battenin
Exons: 15
Coding region: 38-1381 (447 amino acids)
Biological process (GO): lysosome organization; regulation of intracellular pH
Cellular component (GO): lysosome; membrane
Source: RefSeq, a predicted model, not a curated record
UGCAUUAGUCGAAGUUGGUGUGAUUUUUGUCUGCACCAUGGAUCACAGAGACAGUGUUAAUGCUGAUCCUGAUAUGUUGACUGGCUCUGAAGGCCGCUGUCGGAGAUGGAGGAAUCAAAGCGGGUUUUGGUUGCUAGGUCUGUGUAAUAACUUUGCCUACGUGGUGAUGUUAAGUGCCGCUCAUGACAUUUUAAAACAACAGGAGUCUCAGAAUGCAACAAUGCCGACCCCAGGCCCCGUACCCUCAGACGGUGGGAACAGCAGCAACAGUAGCCGCUAUGACUGCAACCCUGUGUCUACUGCAGCUGUUCUUCUGGCUGACAUCUUGCCCACUCUACUGAUCAAACUGACAGCGCCAUUUUUCAUACACAAAGUGCCUUAUGGUUUCCGUAUUCUGGGGUGUGUCGCUACGGCAAUGACAAGCUUCUUGGUGGUGUCAUUUUCUUCAACUGUGUGGAUGAGCAUAUUAGGUGUGAUCUUUGCCAGUGUGAGUUCAGGACUGGGCGAGCUCUCCUUCCUCUCUCUCACGGUCUAUUUCAGCAGUGAUGUGCUGAGCGGAUGGGGAUCAGGUACAGGAGGCGCAGGAGUUGCCGGCGCUGUUCUUUAUUCUGCUUUUACACAAGCUGGACUUUCACCCCAAGCCACGCUGCUGAUCAUGCUACUCAUCCCUGCUGUUCUGAUGAUCAGUUACUUCCGCCUUUUAGACUUCCCUCCAUCGUUCCCACAGUGGAGGUCUGGGGAAGACGUUCAGGAACGGCGGCCCUUAAUAGUGGACGAUAACGAUGAAGACAGUGUUCGAGAUGUGAACGGGAAAGAUAACUCUGCUGGAAAUGCUUUCUCCUUCCUGACAGAGGACCAAUGCACCGAACCCCUGACCUUCUUAGACAGACUUCACAUCCUGAAACGUCUGCUAAAGUUUACUGUGCCUCUAUGCGUGGUCUACUUUGCUGAAUAUUUCAUUAACCAGGGAUUGCUGGAGUUGCUCUACUUCCCUGCUUCCAGUUUGUCUCACGCAGAACAGUACCGCUGGUAUCAGACUCUGUACCAGAUCGGUGUGUUCAUAUCCCGCACCUCGCUCUACUGCGUUAAGACCAGGAGAAUCUGGGUGCUUUCUUUGUUGCAGUGUGUGAACGCAGUGGUGCUGCUUAUUUCGGUGUAUUACCGGUUCUGGCCAAAUGUUUGGGUUGUGUUUGUAAUAGUUCUGUAUGAAGGUUUGCUGGGAGGAGCUGCCUACGUUAACAUCUUCUACUUAAUCAGAGUUGAGACUGCGGAACAUGAGCGGGAAUUUGCGAUGGCUGCAGCAAGUGUUGGAGACAGUAUAGGCAUUGCUCUUUCUGCAGCACCAGCCAUCCCUAUACACGACUACUUCUGCUCUCUGUGAGGGGCAGAGGCUUCGCUCACACAACACGUUGUGUACAUGGCUGCUGGGAAAAGAACACGCAAUGCAAUUAAGGCUGUGGUUGGUCUGUACAAAUGCUCAAGCUGAUUCAUUCCAAGAUGGAUGACUUUGAGGAACAAACCCCAGUGGGUACGUGAGCUUUUAAGCUCGCAACAGUGUUUCUGUCUUCACACAACUCUCGCAGAUGUCGUCUCCAUGUUAAGUAUGCUGGUGGUAUACUUCAAACGAUGGAAGAUUUAUGUAGUGUAUCUUUUCUAGAAUAUUCACAGCUAGGCUGAGCAAACCUCAUAGCAUUGCAGUGUUGCCAGGUCACUUUUGCCACAGACAACUCCAUUUUGACAAUUCCCACCCAGCUACCAACCCCAAAGGGUAUAGACUAGCAUGUGCUUCCGCUGAGACACGUGAAGCCAGCCAACUGCAUCUUGUUUUUUGUUUGAUUUUUUUUUUUACAACUGCUGCUCCUGCUGCAUUACAUGGCAGCGUAACACACACUGAGGAAAGCGCUAUCCGUCCGCUUCAACGUACAUGACUCACAUGAUAAGCUUAGUGUCAGUGUGAUUAUCUCCUGAUACUAGGGCGAACGAUUUUCUGUUGCCUCACACCGGAUCCUCUCAGAUAUAUUACAAAAAUUUUCAAUUUUGAACUGUAGCCCGUUGAAAUAUUUUUAACAUAUCUUAAAUAUUGCAGUGCGUUUUGCAAUACUAGCCAUGACGUUAGUCUUUAAAAGGCAACGAGUUUGGAGGAGGCCUAUUUUGAGUAUUCGGCUCUUUUUAUGCUGCUUUUUAAAGCGGACCUGGCAACCACAUCAAACUGAACAAUAAUCGAGGCACAAAUGCUUCAGGCAGAGAUAUCACUUGGUUCAUUUUGCAAAGCAAAACCUGAUAUUUUGUCAAAUGCAAUGCAAAGUAAUGCUUAAGAUUUAAUGACAAACAAUCACAGGUCAAAAUAUUGCACAAUAUUUCCUGGUUUAGAAAAAAACUGGCAUUGAUUUUACAUUUGAGAAAGAGAAAUGUUGCAGCUUUCUCACUCAAAAUACAAACUUUUUGGUUUAAAGUAUACCACUAGCUUUAAGCAGUGAGAGGUUGGCUGGAGCGAAAGACAUCAUGGAGGCAGGGUACUGACAUACGAACUUUGCUCGUGCAUUAUUUUCCUUUGGCCUAUUUCCUGGCUCAGAAAUGCACUUCUGAUUUUAACUGUGAUUUUAAACAUGACUAUUAUUAACACAGAAUUUUUAGUGUGAAAUAAUGUGUGCUUGUGAGACAAACAUUUCCACAUUAACCUGUUUCUGUCUCUGGUAAUGCCGAGUGUCUGUUAAUAAUUAUAACGACUUCCUGAAUGCUGUUCUAAAUCAUAGCCUUUGUAACUGAUUUCUCCUAUAGCCUGACAUGCCAAACAAUCCACUGCUGACAUGCCAAACAAAACAUGUAUUAAAAAAAUUAAGGUCAUUAGAAGCCUGAACGACUUUAAACAGUAUUUUCCCUUGAGUGUUAUUUUAAUUUGGAUUGUGCUGCACCACUUACUUGAGCUUAAAAACCAUUAAAACCUUAAUCUCUGAUUAAAACAUUGACCAGGAUUAAUUCUGAUUUUUCAACAUGAUUGAAUAUCCAAUCUAAAAAAAAAAAAAAGUACACAAGGACAAUGGUUUUUUUUUGAUUGAAAACUGGCAUAACAUUUAAUUUUUUUUAAAAAAAAAAUUGAGUCUAGGUGUAAAGUAGUGAAGCAUCAGGAUUAAAUUGAACCUAGUUUACUGUAGGACUAAAACCAGAAUUAAAUGGUUUAAUGCAAUUCUAAUUCAGUUUGGGGCAAGUGGAUUAAUAGAGAUCCAUUCAAUCCAGGUUUACGCUUUGUUGGUGCAAUGUAGUCUAAAGGUACUAGCUCUAGGUUUCUGUAAUUUUCUUAUUUUGAAAAUAAAUUUUAUAUAAAAAAUUUAUUUGUUGUUGUUGUUGUUGUUACUAUAUCAUUAUUUACAUAAUCAUCACUUUUGUUUGUGUAUUGAUCCAGCAAAUCUUUAAAAGUAAAGAGGUCUGAAUGAAAUAGUUUUUUGGAUAUACAGUGAAAAGAAACCUAUUUGCAGUCUGC